Chlorella variabilis is the source of this 1281-nucleotide messenger RNA. RefSeq lists its product as hypothetical. The record is from RefSeq and is a predicted model, not a curated record. The coding region runs from base 1 to 1281 and encodes 426 amino acids. NCBI's taxonomy places the organism in Eukaryota, Viridiplantae, Chlorophyta, Trebouxiophyceae, Chlorellales, Chlorellaceae. The transcript is spliced from 4 exons. Gene Ontology annotation, biological process: protein import into nucleus.
AUGAGCGGGCCUGCGGCGGUGCAGGACGCGGUCCCUGGGCCGCCCCCGCCGGAAUGCAGGCUCAGGCUGAUCAGGGUGAAGCGCAAGCGGGGCGCCGAGGCCCCUGACGACCUGGUCGUGGAGGGGCUUGAGGGGCCAGGCAAGCGGGCACACACCUCCCUCAGCAGCGCAAUGGACGGCUUGGGCCUGGAGCAGGGCGAAGCAGGCGACGGCCAGCCGGCUGCAGGCGACACCGAUGCAGAGCACAUCGCUGCUGCGCCGCAGCCGGCCCGCCGUAUGCAGCGCUACCGCAAGCUCAGCACGCUGAGCGCGGCUCAGCUGCGCGGUAUCGACCAGAUGCAGCUGUACAGCCUGCUAGCCAGCGGCCACCAGCAGCAGCAGGAGGGGCAGCAGCAGGCGCGGCAGCGCGUGGGCGUGAAGAGCACGGCGGCGGCGGCGGGGGCGGGGGCGGGGGCGGGGGCGGAGCGUGCCGUGCAGCAGCUGCAGGCGGGGCAGGCGGCGCGGUAUGAGCACAUCCGGCGGCGCCGCGGCCUCAGCGCCUUCACCAUCACAGAGCAGUCUGCCGACCCUCUGCAGCACCUGGCCAGUGUGUAUGAUGUGGUGCGGCACGAGCCGCAGGCAGGGCCGGCAGGCAGCGAGGCGAAGGCCACUGGGGAGCAGGACGGCGUAGCGGCCGCAGCCGCACAGCAGCAGCACCAGGGCCGGCAGCAUCAGCAGCAUCAGCAUCGGCGGCCCAGCCGGGCGCAGCGUGCGGCGCAGCAGUACGAUGAGGGCACGCUGCUCUGCAACUACUUGCCCAUGAUUCGAGAGUACCUGCAGGCGCAGGGGCGCCAGCUGCCAGACCCUGCUGCGCAGCAGGCGGGGCAAGGAGCAGCGGGCGGCAGCCAGGAGGCGCCAGCUGGCAUGGAGGAGGAUGGCGGAAGCGGCAGCGACGGCGAGUACGUGUAUGAUUUGUACGCUGUGGUUGACGAUGUCCCCGAGGGCCAGGCGCAGGAGGAGGGCUGGUGGGAGCUGCACACAAGCGGGCACGCACCCAUGGUGCAGAUCCUGGAUGACGACAGCUGGGUGGUGCUGGAGCAGUCGGAUGCAGAGGACUCGGAUGCCGACAGCGAGGACUCCAACGCCGAGGGCUUCUAUGCCCACGACUACCCUGACGAGGCCUCUGAUUUGGACAGCUCUGACGAUGAUGGAUACGACCCAGAGGGUGGCACGUUUGGCGGCAGGCAGCGGCGGCAGCACGGCUGGGACUCUGAAAGCUACGGUAGCAGCGACGAUGGCUAG